This is a messenger RNA of Daucus carota subsp. sativus, 2581 nucleotides long. Its product is annotated as telomere repeat-binding protein 4. Bases 238 to 2319 code for a protein of 693 amino acids. The transcript is spliced from 10 exons. NCBI's taxonomy places the organism in Eukaryota, Viridiplantae, Streptophyta, Magnoliopsida, Apiales, Apiaceae. The record is from RefSeq and is a predicted model, not a curated record.
ACACUCAACAUUUAUAUUUUAAAUCUAAACUCUCUUCUUUUUCUUGUCCACAAUCAAUCCAAUCCUCCCUCUCCCUCUCUCUUCUCUCUCUCUCUAAAAAUCAUUUCUAUUUUCAGUUCUCACGUAAUUUCCAACUUAAAUCUCUUACACCAACUCUACAUCAAUCUCUCUCCUUUUCAGUUUGGGAGCAUCGCACCACUGCAUUUGUAGUGUUUUAUUAGUAUGCAUGCUUGAGACAUGGUUGUGAAGAAAAGGCAAGAAUAUGGGUUUUAUGGGUACCAGAUCCCAGUCAUACCUAGAGCUCCGAGAUCUCUAAGGAGGAGUAGUUUGAGAAAGAAAUUACAGGAUGACGGCCAACUUUGUGCAUUUGAAUUGUUGGCAGCUGUAGCUGGCAAGUUGUUACAGGAAAGCGAAAGUUCUGCUUCUAGUAAUAUAGCAGAAGGGAAAGUGCAGCUUGGAAUCAACAAGGAUAGUAUAAAAAAAGAACAAGUAGAGGAAAGAGUUGCAAGAUCAGCGUGUCUUGAUCAGGAAAGCUGUGUAGAAAGUGUGAUUUUCCCUGAAUCUGCCGCUCCACAGCGCAAUACUAAAUCUUCACUAAAGGAACUUCCGCAUAUCCAGACCAAUUCAUAUUUCGAGCAUGCAUCUGUUGUAACACAUUCUGAUAUUUUGAACAAAGUUGGCGGUGAUGUGAAGUAUGAUAAAUAUACAAGUAACAGUGCAGCUGGAAGUUUCCCUAGUAAACCAGAAGAGAUCUUUAACGGUGAUGGGAAAUUAUGUAAUGAAGCUCAAAGAAAGUCUGCGGUUGUAGAGAAGCAGAAUGAACAUUUGUAUAUGGCUAACUUCAGCGGUUCAAAGGAUCCAAGGGACUAUCAUGUGCAUAGUAGUCGUAAGCUGAAUAAUGCAGAGGGUAGCAUAAAGUUCUCUUUGUGCGCGGAUCGUGUUCCUGGUGUUUCUUUUCCCAGGCACAUGAAUAAUGUAAAAAUAGUUGAUAGAGAUGAUGAUGAAAAUUACUUUAGGAGUAAUAACCUGAAUAGCAAGAUAAAGCCCUCAAGGCAACAAUCAUACAACAAAUAUCGAAGAAUGAAGAAGAUGACAUCCAGAUAUUGGAGAACAGCACCAAAAUGGAAUGAUUGCGAAUUCAUAAACACUGGUAGGGGAAACAGGCCUAUCUAUCACAAAAGAAAAUCCAUUCAUUCAGGUGGGGGAUAUCAGCGUGAAUUGCAUUCUAAAAGGAGACGUUUGUAUGACCAUAGACAGUUGUGUCACUAUAGAUCAGCAUAUAUAUUUGACCAGCAGGCAAGUAGUGAUAGUAUUUCAAAUUCCGCUAAGAAAACCACAAAGGGAGACAAGAGCAGGACACCUGCUUUGCAUAAAGCAAUUGGACCCUCGUCUUCAGAGAUAGGUGAUAAAGCAUCAUUCCAGUCCAAGGAUCCUCGCGUCAAGUUUAGCAUUAAAUCCUUCAAAGUACCAGAGCUUUAUAUUGAGGUGCCAGAAACUGCAACUGUAGGUUCACUAAAGAUUACUGUUAUGGAGGCUGUCACUGCUAUACUUGAAGGUGGUUUACAUGUUGGAGUAGUUCUUCAAGGAAAAAGAGUUAGAGAUGACAACAGAACCCUUCAGCAGAUUGGUAUCUCUCACAAUGAGGACCUUGACACUCUUGGUUUUACGUUGGAGCCUGAUUUUAUAAAAGCUACUUCUCCUAUAUCUUGCAAAGAUCCUGAACUUCUGCUACCAUGUGACGAACAUCAAGAAUUAUCCAGAUCCUCAGUUCCUGUUUUGGAUUCAGUAUUCUUCAACUCCUCAAUUGACCAGGUUCCUGUCAGUAAUCUGGAAAAGAAUGUAGUAGGUAAUCAGGAAAUAGUUCCAUAUGUUCCUGAUGUACCUAUGGAGAUAUCCGCGCCCAAAGCCCUAGUUCCUAUUCCUCCAGUCAAUGCAAAUACACUUGCUAUUGUUCCAGUGAACCAGAAAGCUAAGCGACCAGAUCCUUCCCAACGCAGAACAAGGAGACCUUUCUCUGUUUCAGAAGUAGAAGCACUGGUUGAAGCAGUUGAGAAACUAGGCACCGGAAGGUGGCGUGACGUGAAAAUGCGUUCCUUUGAUGAUAUGAAUCAUCGAACUUAUGUGGACUUGAAGGAUAAAUGGAAGACAUUAGUUCAUACAGCAAGUAUAGCGCCCCAGCAGCGUCGGGGAGAGCCUGUCCCCCAAGAGCUUUUGGACAGGGUCUUAGCAGCUCAUGCUUACUGGUCUCAGCAUCAAUCCAAGCAACAUGGUAAGCAUCAGAUGGACCCUCCUAAAUUAGCUGGAGAGGUUGGAUUCUAAAAUGCUGGAUGUCUAACUGUACAUAACUUGUGAUCUAGGAAAGUAAAUAGACAGGAAACUGUGAAAAUUCCAGUUAAUUGCCUUGUAAUAUUUAACACUCAGUUGUGAUUCAUUCCCAGGCCCUCCCUGAUUCGGAGAGGUUGGUUCUUGUAAAUGAAUUGAUUGAAUAAACAGCAUUUCCUACAAAGUCUCAUUGUAUGUAAGGAGAUGCUGAUUCUGUAUUUACGCCUAGUUUAUAAUUGGAACUUAGUUUCUUUUCUUA